AUGCCUGCUGCUCAGGGUGGGCCCGUGAUUGCUGCUUCCGGCCCUGUCGUCAGCAAUGCAAGCCUGCCGUCAUCGAGCUCUAUGCACCCCGGCCUAACUUCUCAGCACGGUGCGCCGACUUUGCUGAGGAUCAAGCGCAAGCGGACCGACUUGCCGCUGGAUGCCUUAGUCAUCGAGCGAGCUUUCGCUGCCGUCGACAAUGCGCGAGCAGUCAAGCGAGCAAGGUCCACACUCGAUGCUCCGUCGUCCGACACUCGCCUGAGCACGCCCGGAGAGUCGCACGACACCGGUAGGACGGAUACCGCGCUGACGGCCCCAUCGAACAAAGACUUGGAGGAGACAGCAGCCACACCGCCGCACAAGUCGGCAGGCAUCUUUCGCUAUGCCUCAACUCUGGCCUCACUCUCAUCUUUUGAUGCCAGCCUGCGCACCGGCAGUCUCCAGCAGACGAUCCAGACGCUCAUGCAUCCCGCAACUCCUCAGCAGACGAGCCACGAAGCUGUCGCCCUCGCAGACAGUAUACGGUCACCCAUAUCCCGCUCGGCUUCCUCGAGCUUCCCCAAGCUACCAACAACCAGCCGAGUAUCGCAAGAAGAUCGCAUAGGGUCUCGCAUCGCCGCGCAGAAGGUUGGUGCCCGCCAAGCUCGCUUCAGGAUCGUCAGCAAGCUUCGGACACCUGUUCAACCACUCGAUACAGACGAUUUCUCGCAGCUCGACAUGCCGCCAAAGAUCGUGCCCUCAUCUCAGAUCACGCAGAGGCAUCUGCCCCAUCGUCAAGAUUGGCAAGCUUUGCGCAUCAUUGAUGCCGAGGCUUGCGAUGCGCCUGCUCACAGGCCACGGCAAAAGUCACGCCUCAGGCAGCUUGCAGCAGCUCGUGCCUCUCAGCGAUCUCAAUGGCAAGCGACUAGCACGGGUAGCAGAUCUUUCUGGGAUUCGGGACAGCCCUCUGCACUUCUGGAUGGCGAAGAUGAUCUAGGCAAUUUUGUGCCGAUGCUUCAGGAAUAUCUCAGGAUGAACGACAUUGAUCCCGAUGAUUCAGACGAGUCUGCGAAAGUCUUCCCAUCGCCAGGCCUCGCAUUGCCCGAUAGACCGAUCCACCACAAUCCGUUGCCCCUGUUGUCCGCAGAGAAUGACGAUGAUGAGGAUGAAGAGGAGGGCGCCUGGGUCUAUGACGUCUAUUACCGCGACUAUUCGAACGAAUCUAUCGAAGCACGCGCAGGUGGCAGUCAAGGCAAAAGCGCUGCUGGAGGUCACACCAGGAUCGGCGCACUAGCUGGUGUCGAUGACGACAACGACAGUCUCGUCAACGCAAACGACGAGAGCUCCGAGGAGCAGGAUGAAAUGGACGAGGAUUCCAAUGACGAAGAUUUCUAUCGUAACGACUACCCGGAAGGCGACGCCUCAGAGUCCGAUUCGGACGAUUUCAUUGGUGGUAGUGGUCGGUACUCGGGCAAUCAGUCGGAUGAUGAUCAUGAUGACGAUUUUUGA
Messenger RNA from Mixia osmundae IAM 14324, 1488 nucleotides. RefSeq lists its product as uncharacterized. Gene Ontology annotation, biological process: developmental process. The transcript is spliced from 5 exons. Bases 1 to 1488 code for a protein of 495 amino acids. NCBI's taxonomy places the organism in Eukaryota, Fungi, Basidiomycota, Mixiomycetes, Mixiales, Mixiaceae. The record is from RefSeq and is a predicted model, not a curated record.